AAUGUGAGCGUUCUAAAUUUGAAAUGUGAAUUUGUGUAAUAUGGAGCGUCCAUCUGUGUAUCCGAACUUGACGGAUUUGUUAGCUGUGUCGUAUCAAGAUGGCUUCGAUCGUUCGUCGCCAGUGUCUACAGAAGAAGAUAGUCAGUUCGGGGUGGAUUUGACAGGGAAGACUAGUUUGGCUGGCAAGUCGUUUACGAUUGCGGCCAUUUUGGGGUUGUCGGGGGCAGAGCAGGAUGCGAUGAAUUUGAGUGUGGAGCGGCUGAGGAGCCCACAGCUGGGCUAUUGGGCUGGGCAGGAGAUUCAGAGGCUCAAUGAGGGGUUCUGUAGGAGCAUGGCGCCGUCGGGGCUCCGGCAAGACAGUCCGCGGCCGGAGACGAGGCCGCCGCAGCUGAAGCCCCCUCGCAGCCACGCACUCUCCUGUAGUAGCAGUUCCGGACGAAGCAAACGCAUCAGAACCAUCUUCACACCGGAGCAGCUUGAAAGGUUGGAGGCAGAGUUCGAGCGCCAACAAUAUAUGGUCGGCCCCGAGAGACUAUAUCUGGCUCAUGCGCUACAGCUGACGGAGGCACAGGUGAAGGUGUGGUUCCAGAACCGACGCAUCAAGUGGCGCAAGCACCACCUGGAGGUGACGCAGCAGCGGCUAGCUGUGCUGCAGAGACACAGACCUGACGGGGACGAAGACCUGUAAUCUUAGAGC
This is a messenger RNA of Cydia strobilella, 697 nucleotides long. RefSeq names its product homeobox protein notochord-like. The transcript is spliced from 4 exons. Gene Ontology annotation, molecular function: RNA polymerase II cis-regulatory region sequence-specific DNA binding; DNA-binding transcription factor activity, RNA polymerase II-specific. Gene Ontology annotation, cellular component: nucleus. Lineage: Eukaryota; Metazoa; Arthropoda; Insecta; Lepidoptera; Tortricidae. Gene Ontology annotation, biological process: neuron differentiation; brain development; central nervous system development. The record is from RefSeq and is a predicted model, not a curated record. Bases 41 to 688 code for a protein of 215 amino acids.